Molecule: messenger RNA, 1422 nt
Organism: Hansenula ciferrii
Lineage: Eukaryota; Fungi; Ascomycota; Saccharomycetes; Phaffomycetales; Wickerhamomycetaceae
Exons: 1
Coding region: 1-1422 (473 amino acids)
Source: RefSeq, a predicted model, not a curated record
AUGUCAAAUCAACAAUACUUAGAAUCAACAGCCCAAGAUUCCAAAGCAUCAAAUGAAGUCAAUCCAGACUUGGAAACAUUCUAUCAAAAAUAUGGAGAUUUGGAGAUUAAAUACAUUGAACCACCUCAACAUUCACCAUGGUUUACAAAACCAUAUGCUCUUAAUUAUUUCCAUAAUGAUACUUUAUAUCGUACAAAGAAUGAACGAACUUCAAGUAAAUUAGAAUUAUUUUUAGACUUAGUUAUUACGGGGAUUUUAUCAAAUUUAACAAGUAAUUUUAUAUCAAAAGGUGGGUCAGGAUAUGAAUUAAUUAAAUUUCUAGGGUUAUUUAUAACUGUUUUCGUUAUAUGGAGUGAUUUAAAAGAUUUUAUGAAUUAUUAUUUUAAUGAUGAUUUAUUACAACGUGGGUUUGUUAUUUGGUUAUUAGUGUUAUUGAUUACAUUUGAUAAUAAUUGUGAAUUUAUUGAUUUAGGUGAUGAUGAUGAAAAUACUUUAUGGAUUUGUGUUGGAUGUUAUUCAAUGGCUAGGUUAAGUCUAAGUGCUAUGUUAUUAUUUUAUUCUUUUUUUAUUCAUGAACAUAAAAUUCAAAUGAGAUUAUAUGGUAUAUCAUUAAUUAUAACAAGUUUAUCAUGGUUUUGGAUUUUCCAAAUCCAUAAUGAUUCUUAUAAAUGGAUCUUUGCCGGGUUUAUGCUUGUAAUAGAACAAGUUAUAUUUUGUUUUAGUGUCCUACCAUGGACCAAAAGAAAAUUAGGACUUGAAUAUUCCACAGCGUUAAAUAUUGAACAUGAAGAUGAAAGAUUUAGUGGAUUUGUUAUUAUUGGAAUUGGUGAAUUAUUAUAUAAUAUUGUUUCAGGUAGUCCAUUACAAAAAGGUUUAAAUGAAAGAUUAACAAAGGGGUUAAGUAUUUUAAUUAUGGGAUAUUUAAUUAUGGGGAUUUAUAAUCAUAAAGAUGGUUGUUUAAGAGCUACACAUGCCUUGAGAAGAAGUGCUAUAACUGCAAUUCUUUAUAUUUAUUUACAUGCCCCUCUUGUGGCUUCAUUAUUAAUUAUUGGAGAUUCAGGAAUUGAAUUAAUUCAAUAUCAUAAAGUUAUAACAGAGGAAAAUUUUAAUAUUUUAAAAUGUUUCCAGGUUGGUUUAGGUAUGGUUUUAAUUUUAUUAACUGGGUUAGCAAGUUUAGAUAAAAGUAGAGAUGGUGAAGAUUCUCAAGAAUUUUCCAAGUUUGGUAGGUUAUCAAUGAGAAUCCCUGUUGCAAUUGUUAUAAUUGGGUUAACAUGGAGUUUUAAAAUGUUUUCAAUUGGAACAAUAAUAUGGAUUGAUACAGGAUUAUUAUUUAUUUGUUAUUUUUAUGAAUUUAUUGUUAUGAAUCCAUUAAAUUUUAAUAUUAGGAUUAAUUUAGGAUUGACAAAUGUUCAAGAUGUCUAG